AAUUCGAGGAUCGAUAUAGCAUUCAGCUCGAUUGUCAGUUAUAAAAAUAUAGAACUGUCAGUUUUUUUUGUGAUAUAUAUAAAUUUUAAAUUACAAUUAAUAUAUAAUAGGAAAAAUUAAAAAAAAGAAAUGGAGGCGGGACCGAAAACUGAUGAAGCAAAUGCCCAAUUACCAAAAAAUCAAAAAUCAAAUUCUGGAGUGAUGACAGCUGAUUAUGAUCAUGAUCGACCGCAAGAAAUGACAGCGUCGUAUUCGGAAAUUUCAUUUGAUUCCCAACAAUCAUCUCCACCUGUUUCGGAGCUGCGAUCGCUGGUUGUCGGUGAUGAUGAUGAUGAUGACAUUGACCCUGAUGAUAUUGCCGCAUUGUCAGAUAAUUUUAAUGAUGAGCUAAAACCUGAUGAUUGUGAUUCUGCUACACCUCCAGCGCAUGAUAGACCAGCUAAAUUAAAAUUAAAAGAAUCAACAAAACCAUUUACUCAAGCGGAUUAUCGUAAAGCUAUGGGUUAUUUAAGACUCGAAGCUGGUACUGUGAUGCAAGAUGGUGACAUGGUAUUAUUCGUUGCUGAAGAUUUGGAAAACAAAAUAAAAUUAUCUAGUCCGAUAACAUCAACGACGAGCAGUAAAAAAAAUGGAGAGCUUUCAUUUUCAGGUUCAUCGCGUAGUUCUACGCCGUGUCUUUAUAGGCAAGCAUUAAAUCCCCAAUUGCCUCUACCAGCAGACCACAACGUCUUGAAUGAAUUAGAAAUGGAAGCCAGAAAAAUAGCUACUUCAGUUGAUUCAUUGACUGAAAAUUUAGCUGCUAUUUUACACAGCGCUUCUGCAGUUACUGUUGAUUGUUUAGAAACAUACAGAGAUGCGGUUUGCAAAACUUGCGAUGGCGUAGAUCAUAAUAUCAAGUCAAUGUACCAGCUGAUGGCCAAAAGUGAAGAAUUAUCAAAGUCAAUGGGUUCUAUUUACAAACUAGCUGAUCAAAUAAAAACAAUAAAACGAUUGUUGGAAUUGUUUGAAAGCGCUAUUAAUUUUUAAUUUUUACUAUAAAUUUAUUGUACAUUAGUACAAUUUGAAUAUAUGUAUAAAUAUAAAUUAUAAAUAAAUUAUUUGUUGAUCUAA
Microplitis demolitor is the source of this 1110-nucleotide messenger RNA. RefSeq names its product BLOC-1-related complex subunit 6 (gene BORCS6). Gene Ontology annotation, cellular component: BORC complex. The record is from RefSeq and is a predicted model, not a curated record. The transcript has 5 exons. Lineage: Eukaryota; Metazoa; Arthropoda; Insecta; Hymenoptera; Braconidae. Bases 130 to 1026 code for a protein of 298 amino acids. Gene Ontology annotation, biological process: lysosome localization.